AUGUCUACCGUGCUGGAAACAAUUCCUAUAAUCCCCUCCUUCCAAAAUUCGACCUCCGUUGAUGCACUGGGGCGUUCCUCGGAGUCCUACGUUCAUCUCGAACUUCCCGUCGAACAUCCAGAGAAAUCCGAGGUAGUCUCUCAGCUCGAACACCAGCUUCUGCAGCUCGCAUCUCAACAUCAUGCUAGCGAGUAUAACCGCCUGAAGUAUGGACCAAGGGGCUCUCCCAUGACAUAUGUCCCUCUUUCAAUCAUGAUGCCCGACCAAGUCAAAGAGUUGCAGGAACACCAGGCCAGAUGUGCCGAGCAGCGGGCAUGGUGGCCCUGCGAGAAACGCGCCACAUCACAGAUCUCCAACCAUUCCUUUGACGACGAUCACGAAGAACGACCGCGCUCGCGCAACCCCCGUCUCAGUCGCUCAACAUCAUCUACUGAUCUGCGGCAGGAAUUGUCCGCUGCAAUGUCGUCGCCACUAGUACUUCCUCUGAGCCCUCCUGUAUUUCCUGAAGUUCAAUCGCUACCACAAAUAAAAACUUCGGAAAGUCACCCUAUCAACGUUUCCGCAAUUAUCCCAGUUGAACUUCUACGCAUCAUUUCGGCCCAUCUCGUCGAGCCUGAACAGCCGUCUGCUGUCAUGUUCGAAGUUCCGCCAGUCUAUUACCUCAACCGUAGUAUUAUGCGCACGUCUUCAGCGUCGCCCCACCCCCGACCAACAGCUCCCUCCAUACCGCUCGGAGGCAUGCGGUCCUUCACAGCUCCUGCAUGCUCACCGGCGUAUGGUCUGGUAAGGCCUACGAAACUAUCUCAUUUCUUCUGGUCGAACCCGACUGUGCGACGUGCCUUUCACAGUGCGUUAGGAACCAGCAUGAAGAGUCCGCACGUAAAGCGUCUGAGACCGAAACCGAUGAUGACAUCAGAUUCACCCUUUGGUGAUUCCUUGUCUGAAGGCACAUCCUCGGAAGGAUGCGAUGCCGAUCCGCCUGAUAUGCCGGCUGCGACGAUCGUCAGUAUCCGUGAAUGCGAAAAGCAAGAAACACCCCACUUUAUGAGACCGACGUCGGCACCUCCGGAGAUAGAUGGAGGUGCAGACUCAAAAGCAUGUACUUGUAACAAUCCUGUUGUGGACUUCCAUACUGUAUCUUCGACAUUCUAUACACCUGUUGAAUCCAUCGACUCUCCAUCGAGACCCGGCACUCCAGCUGUUCCAAUGUGUCAACCUGGGAUGUGCUAUCCGACGAUGUUGGGAAAUCUGUACUUGUCUUCUUGUCCAGGGAAAAAGGUCAGGCUAGACGGCCCGACCAAGGGCCGCAUUGGUGUGUGCCGUGACCUACGCAAAGAUCUCAUGAGAAUGAAGGAGUUGGGGGUGGCCUGUAUUAUUUGUUGUUUGGAUGACGAUGAACUGGGAUUCCUCGGUGUCUCAUGGGCGGAAUACGUUCACUUAGCCGAUGAGCUUGGCAUUGACAUGCUCCGUCUACCCACCCCAGAAGGUCUUGCGCCACCAGACCCGGCUGUGCUCGACGAGCAUUUGACCUACCUCAUCAAGAAAUUCACGCUACGUGGUUCACCGAUCCUCAUACACUGCCGCGGCGGCGUCGGGCGCGCAGGCCUCCUAGCCUGUUGCUGGAUCCUCAAACUUGGCCUCUGUGGGUGGAUCGAGACGGAGCCGCGGCUAAGCGGUGCUCGCGAAGACGCAUACCAGUCGCUGUUGUCUGACUCUGGUGCAAGCAUGACGGAGCCCGUGCGGCGAGAUACACUGCAGUUAGUGGAGCGCCUGAUCACCGUCGUGCGUCGGCGGAGGAGUCCCAAGGCCAUUGAGACGUACGAGCAAGUCAAGUUCCUCGCUGACUUCGUGGAGUUCCUCCGCAAGCGGACGGCCUCUGCGACGGUGCUCGACAGCUUUGUACCAGACUGGGACUUGCAGAUCGAUUGA
Molecule: messenger RNA, 1929 nt
Organism: Sparassis crispa
Lineage: Eukaryota; Fungi; Basidiomycota; Agaricomycetes; Polyporales; Sparassidaceae
Exons: 8
Coding region: 1-1929 (642 amino acids)
Biological process (GO): dephosphorylation
Cellular component (GO): nucleus
Molecular function (GO): protein tyrosine phosphatase activity
Source: RefSeq, a predicted model, not a curated record